AUGUACAAGGCAAUACUCCAAAAUGGUUGGUUUCUUGCCAUCAAGAAACUCCAUAACUCAUAUGAUUUCGAUCAAGAAUUUAUGUCUGAGCUCAUGACUGUUGGAAGGAUGAGACAUUGCAAUUUCAUACCACUCAUAGGCUUCUGCUAUGAAAUUAACAGCAGACUUUUAGUCUAUAAAUACAUGUCGAAUGGAAACCUCCAUGAUCUCCUCUUUUCUGCUCAAAACGGCAAGGUCAAGUGCAUAGAAUGGCCUAUGAAGGUGAAAAUAGCAGUUGGGAUUGCGAGAGGACUUGCAUGGCUUCAUCAGGUUGGAGUAGUCCAUAGCAGCAUUUGCUCAAGAUGCAUAUUGCUUGAUCAUAGUUGUGAACCCAAGAUAUCCAACUUUGGAAGUGCAAAACUUUUGAAAUCGAACUUUACUUCUUCAAGUUGGAGAACUGUGGUAGACAAUGAAGUAUGGGAGUCGGGUUCGUUUAAGAAGGAUGUCUAUGAGUUUGGAGUAGUGCUUCUUGAGUUAAUUGCUGAAAAGGAAUUUAGCCAAAUGAAUGGUUGUCUGAAGAGCUUUGAAGGUCUUGAUAUGGUCAAAUGGACAUUUCAGAACUCCAAACCAUAUGAUUCGGAUGAGAUUAGGCAAGCAUACGAGGACGAGAUCUUUGAGUUGGUUAGAAUUGCAGUUGACUGCAUUCAAUCUGAUCCAGCAAGAAGGCCAUCCAUGCUAGAAGUGUACAAAACAUUGAGCAAAAUCACUGGGAGAUCUGAACUUGCAAAUGAUUAA
Messenger RNA from Coffea arabica (coffee), 774 nucleotides. The record is from RefSeq and is a predicted model, not a curated record. Lineage: Eukaryota; Viridiplantae; Streptophyta; Magnoliopsida; Gentianales; Rubiaceae.